UCCAGUAUAUGGCAGCAAUAGGUAUAUAAACAAGAUCACCGUGUUCAAUUGAUUUUGUGCGGAACUUAGCCCUGCCCAGUAUUUAAUUAUUUUCUUACUUAGAGAAUUUUUACAAUUUAUUAGUUUCUUUAUACACAAAUGAAUCUCAUAUAAGUGUUCAGUUCAAAUUUAACUUUAAUUCAUUAUACUUAGAAUCUUAUUCUUUAUUACCGUGUAAGCAAAGUGCCUGGAGCAAAUUUGACAUUUUCACAGAACUUGUCAUUGAUUUGUCUUAAACACAAAGAAAAAUGUCUCAAAUGCCUGGUAACGAAAUUAGAAUCAAAACUGUUUACAAUGGUGGCGUAAUGAUAACUUAUAUAGAAUAUACAGUCACUCUUGAGGACUUCUGUAAAGAAAUGAGAGAAAUAUGCAAGUUUAGUAACGAUCAAGUAUUUACCAUUAAAUGGAUUGAUGAAGAAGGAGAUCCGUGUACAAUAUCUUCGCAGGCCGAACUAGAUGAAGCUCUUCGUCUGUAUGAUGUAAAUAAAGAUUCAGAAUUAACUGUACAUGUAUUCCCUAGUGUACCUCCCUUACCAGGAAUGCCCUGCAUCGGCGAAGAUAAAAGUAUUUAUCGUCGUGGUGCCCACCGUUGGAGAAAACUUUAUAAAGUCAAUGGCCAUUUAUUUCAGGCAAAACGUUUCAACCGCAGGGCUUAUUGUGCCUUUUGUGUCGAUCGUAUUUGGGGUUUAGGACGACAAGGUUUCAAAUGUGUCAAUUGUAAGCUCUUGGUCCAUAAAAAAUGCCACAAACUAAUCAAGCUGCAGUGCCUCGUGGGAUUAGAAUCUGGUGGUAAUGCUGCCAAUCGUAUGAGUAAAUCCGAUAAAAUAUCGUCAAACGGUGAAUUAAAUGAAAGUGGAAGUCAACUCUCGAGAUCUGGAACACCAGCAGCUAAGAAAAGGCAAAACCAGAUCAUGGAACUAAGAGAAAGUCUGUCUCAAAAUGAGCAAGUGUCUGUUCAAGAUAUUGAUCAGGCUUCCAACGACAUGGCUUUGUCAGGCUCCAGGCAGUUUACCCUUCACGAUUUCGAUUUGCUGAGAGUGAUUGGAAGAGGCUCUUAUGCUAAAGUUUUAAUGGUUGAGCUUAAAACCACAAAGCAAAUUUAUGCCAUGAAAAUUAUCAAGAAAGAGCUGGUUGCUAUGGAUGACGACAUAGAUUGGGUGCAAACGGAAAAACAUGUUUUUGAAACGGCUUCUAACUACCCUUUUCUUGUUGGGUUACAUUCCUGUUUUCAAUCCCCAAGUAGGCUUUUCUUCAUCAUUGAAUUUGUGCGGGGAGGAGAUUUGAUGUUUCAUAUGCAACGUCAGCGCAGAUUGCCAGAGGAACAUGCAAGAUUUUACUCGGCAGAAAUAUCCUUGGCAUUGAAUUUUCUUCAUGAAAGAGGUAUAAUUUACAGGGAUUUAAAGUUGGAUAAUGUUCUUUUAGAUCAUGAAGGGCAUAUCAAGUUGACUGAUUAUGGAAUGUGUAAGGAAGGUAUUAGACCAGGAGAUACAACUAGCACAUUUUGCGGUACACCUAAUUACAUUGCUCCUGAAAUUCUGCGGGGAGAAGAUUACUCGUAUGGAGUCGAUUAUUGGGCUUUGGGUGUUUUGCUCUAUGAAAUGCUUGCUGGGCGUUCACCAUUUGAUAUUGUUGGCGCUGCAGAGAAUCCUGAUCAAAAUACAGAGGAUUUUCUUUUUCAAGUUAUAUUGGAGAAAACCAUACGUAUUCCAAGAUCUAUCUCUGUUAAAGCCCAAUCUGUUUUAAAAGGAUUUUUGAAUAAAAAUCCUGUUGAGCGUUUAGGAUGUCACCCCCAAUCUGGUUUUUCAGACAUCACCUCACAUGCCUUUUUCAAGAGCGUCGAUUGGCAGCUGUUAGAAGCAAAGCAAGUGCCUCCUCCUUACAAACCUAAAUUGGAAACCGAUCGAGAUCUGGAACAUUUUGAUCCUCAAUUCACUAGCGAGCCUGUGCUUCUCACCCCCGAUGAUUCAAGUGAAAUUGAGAAAAUUGAUCAGAGUGAAUUUGAAGGUUUUGAAUAUGUCAACCCAUUGCUAAUGUCUCUGGAAGAUUGUGUUUAGAUUAUUAAAAUUCUGAUAAAUUGACUUAAAUAAUAAGCAAGGUGAAACUGAUAUUUUUAGAUAUUUAUGUUUUGUGUUUGUUGAUUUACACUUGUAUAUUUUGGCAUCAAAUUGAGCUUUAAAUAAAAAUCAAAUGCUAUGUACCCUAUAAAUAGCAUAAAACAUAAAGUAAUAAUGGGAGCUAUGUUUACAUCUACAUUAAAUGUUUUGGUGCAAAGUAGUACCAGUAUUAACCUAUAUUCACAUAUUUUAAUCAAGUAGUGGUUUCUUGAAGGAAAAAACAAGUUCAAUGUGGAAACUAUAAUCAUUCACUUUUUUUUUGUAGUUAUGAUAAAAUAAUCUGUGAUUCAAAUAUCCAUGUUUGAUACAUGUAGUGAAUAAAGUUGUAUUUGUAAUUUUCACUUAAGUUUUAUAUUAUCUAUGCCUAUUUUGCAUAUUAAAAUAUGUACAUGCUGCUAUUGUUUAUAUGGAUCUUUAAAACUAUUGUUAUAUGUAUAUUUUAGAUUGAAUUACAAUUUAUAUUGCUGUUGACUACAUUCCAAUUUUUAUGCUUGUGCUUUAGUUUAUAAGUUUUACUUUUCAACCUCAUGAUAAAGUUAAACUCACAGUAUUCAACCUUUUUUAGUGUAGGCAGAAUUUGUAUUUGUAGCAUAGUUUGAAAUUAAAUUUAAAAAUAGUCGAUUGUUAAAUUCUAAGAAAGUGAAUUAUAAAAGUAUAAACUAAUGAAGUAGCUUGUUUUACAAUAUUUCAAGUAUAAAUAUAAAUUUCAGUAUUAGAUGCUCUAAUAACAUUUAAGAAUUGUUUUCUUAUGAUCUACUUAUUAAAACUAAAAUAUGUCACCUUCUUACCUUAAAAAAUAUAACAAAGUUUGCAUUAAAAUCUUAACAAAGCAGAAAUUUUACAAAUAUAGCUCAUUGAAACUACCUACAUUUCUUUCUGGUGUGUGAAUUAACCUCUUUCUAACGUCACAUACGGAGAAAAAUAAUACCUAACUUCCUUUAAAUAUCUUAUAUUUUCUGUGAUUAAUAAAUCUUACCUACCUAAUGCAAUUCUUUAGUAAUAAUCUGUUUGCCAUUGACUUCUAUAGAGGUUUUAAAAAAACUUUCAAAUGUGUGAAAUUAAGUCUGCAAUAAUUACUUACUCAUGCCAGAGAUAACUGCAACCUUAAUACUUUAUUUUAAAAUAACUCUUUCCGUUAUAAUUAUAUAUAGAAACAGCUUCUUAGUCAAAUUUUUAUUCAGAUUUAAAAGCACUAAUUUAAAUUAACAUUUAUUACAGCAGUUAAAUUUUGAUUAGUUUUGUUCAAUAAUUUUUUUGUAAAUAAGAGGAGUCAAUAUGAUACUUGACAUUUAUUUGAGAUGCUUUUAUACUAUGUACUCAAUACUCCUGCUCUGUAUGUUUCCUAUACAGUAUUGUAGUACUUGAAAAAUGUUUUGUGACUUAUGGAUAAUUUAAAAUACUUUGCCAGGUCAAGCUGAUGAGUUGAGUACUGUGAGUUUAAUUUGGACAUACAUAACCAACAAAUAUACGUAACUUUAAACUCACUAAGACAUCUUAUUUUUAAGUAUGACUAUUAAAAUGGGAGUUUUACUAAUAAACUAUAAUAAAUAAAUUUGGACUUGUUUUAUGUUUACAAUCAAUUUCAAGAAAUGUUAUUUUAAGAUUGCCUCAAUAUAAUUGUCAUCUUUUUCUUCUUUUUUUAAUUUUCUGCCUUUUUAUUGCUAAAGCACUUAAUUGUCAAAGUAUUGCUUGUAUAUAUAUAUAUCCCAAAUUCUUAUUUUUAUAAGAAUACAUUUGUGUUUUGAACCCCUGAAAAUAAGAAUUACUAGUAAUUUAAUGUUUAUAUUUUUGAUGUUAGUGCAUAGAUAAUUCCAGUGAUAUUUACAUAUUUAUACACAAAAAAUGUAAAAUGAAGUAAUUUCUUUGGGUAAUUUAUUAAAGGUCUUGUUUCUUAAA
Molecule: messenger RNA, 4049 nt
Organism: Parasteatoda tepidariorum (common house spider)
Lineage: Eukaryota; Metazoa; Arthropoda; Arachnida; Araneae; Theridiidae
Gene: aPKC
Product: protein kinase C iota type
Biological process (GO): protein phosphorylation; establishment or maintenance of cell polarity
Molecular function (GO): ATP binding; protein binding; protein serine/threonine kinase activity
Source: RefSeq, a predicted model, not a curated record